GUGCGUUGGGGAGGGGUGGGAAAGGGGUUGCCGAGGCAGAGCCCUCGGUGUAGCGGCUGCCUCGGGAAGGCGUGCUUUCGCCGCUUUCCGAGUGCUUGGCCCGGUCUCUGCUCCUCGGCCAAACAUGGACUUCAGAGAAAUUCUCUUGAUAGCUUCCAAAGGACAAGGUGUCAACAAUGUGCCGAAAAGAUAUAGUUUAGCAGUGGGACCUCCCAAGAAAGACCCAAAAGUUAAAGGUGUCCAAUCAGCAGCCGUACAAGCUUUUCUUAGAAGGAAAGAAGAGGAACUUAGACAAAAAGCCUUAGAAGAGAAAAGGAGAAAAGAAGAACUAGUGAAAAAACGAAUUGAGCUCAAACAUGACAAGAAAGCAAGAGCUAUGGCCAAGAGGACAAAGGAUAAUUUCCAUGGUUACAAUGGGAUUCCUAUUGAGGAAAAGUCAAAGAAGAGGCAGGCAGUGGAAAGCCACACCAGCCAGGCAGUACAACAAGAGUAUGAGAUGGAAGAAGAGGAUGAAUUUUUAGAAUACAAUCAAGCAGAGUCAGAACAGGAGUAUGAAGAAGAGCAAGUACCUCCCAAAGUUGAAAGCAAACCAAAGGUCCCCCUUAAAAGUGCCCCACCACCUAUGAACUUCACUGAUUUACUGAGGCUGGCUGAGAAAAAGCAGUUUGAACCAGUGGAGAUCAAGGUAGUGAAGAAAUCAGAAGAGCGGCCUAUGACUGCGGAAGAACUUAGGGAGCGAGAAUUCCUGGAACGAAAGCAUAGGAAAAAGAAACUUGAGACAGAUGCAAAACUACCUCCAACUGUGUCCAAAAAGGCACCCUCUCAGAAAGAAAGUGUGGGCACAAAACUUAGCAAAGGUUCUGGGGACAGGCGUCUUUCUUCUAAAGGAAUGCCCUUUCCUCAUAGUGAGAAGAAAUCCAAACCCAGCACAGCCCAUGAGAAACACUUAUCAGUGUCUUCAUCCAAAUCCAUGCCAGGAGAGAGGACCAAGGCAGGAUCUGGCUGUAGUUCCCAACCCUCACUUCGUGAGGGUCAUGACAGACCUGUUUUCAAUGGGGCUGGAAAGCCCCACUCUAGCACCUAUUCACCAAGUGUCCCAAAGACUUCUGCCAGUGGGACUCAGAAAUCUGCUACUGAGCACAAAGCCAAAAAAUUUCCCCCUUUUCAUCCUAGCCAUUCCAAGCCUGGGCCCACAGUCACCCCACACAAUAAGGCUAAGAGUCCAGGUACCAGGCAGCCAGGCAGCAACUCCAACUCAGCCCCUGGGAGACCCAGCCCAGGGACUGCUCGGUCCAUACUUAGUUCUGGCCCUGUGCCUAGACGCCAGAAUGGCAGCUCCAGCUCAGGACCUGAGCACUCGGCCAGUGGGACCAAGAAGCUAGUCAGUGACUCAAAUCCUUCUGGGCCGACAGUCACUGGUACAAAUGGCCCUGGAAGACCUGCAACCAUUUCAAGUGGCCCUGGGCGACCCAUCAAUGUCUCAGGUAGUUCUGGGAGACUUGUAGGCAGUUCUGGAGGCCCUGGGCGGCCUACAAGCAGUCCACAUGACCUUCGACAACCCGUGACUAGCUCAGGACCCCCUGGGCGGUCGGUCAGUGGGCUUGGACGAUCCAUAAGUGGCUCGGUUCCAGCUGGACGUAUUAUCAGUAGUUCAGGCCCUGGAAGACCAGUAAGUGGCUUAGGACCUGGGCGAACAGUUAGUAGCCCAGGUCCCCCUUUAAAGCCCAAGUGUACUGUUGUGUCAGAAACAAUAUCUUCCAAGAAUAUUAUUAGCCGAACCAGCAAUGGACAGAUAAAUGGAAUGAAACCUGCUCUCUCUGGCUACAGAUCUGCCCAAGGUCCUCAAAGACUUCCUUUCCCUACUAGUUACAAAAGGCAGCGAGGAUAUGAGGAGGAAGAUGAUGAUGAUGAAUAUGAUUCUGAAAUGGAUGAUUUCAUUGAAGAUGAAGGAGAACCUCAGGAAGAAAUAUCCAAGCACAUUCGAGAAAUCUUUGGCUAUGACCGAAAAAAAUACAAAGAUGAAAGUGAUUAUGCCUUACGUUACAUGGAGAGUAGUUGGAAAGAGCAGCAGAAGGAAGAAGCAAAGAGUUUAAGACUAGGUAUGCAAGAGGACUUAGAGGAAAUGAGACGUGAAGAAGAAGAAAUGAAACGUCGAAAAGCCAAGAAGCUGAAGAGACGUUAGCUGCUCUUUAUUUUUGAAAAAUUCUGGAAACACUGCUGCAAGGAGAUUCUGCCUUCAGACUGAAUAAGCCCCCUUUUCAUUUUAGAUUUAUACUUGGGUACUCAAGAGAAGGAAUGCAUACUGUUACUUGCAGGCUGUCAACUGAGCAUAAAGUAUUUUCAAAUACUCCAGGGUGAAAUCUGUAAUGCCCACAGUGUGCUCUUAUGAAGUUAACUGUUCACACAAGAUGCCAGCCUUGAUCCUGAUGAGCUAUGCACUCUAAUGUGGGGCCACUGACAAGUCAGCCAAUCUUCUGUUGUUCCUUUGCUAUUUUAAAAGGAAAGAAAGGAUUGCCUCUUGACUCCUUAUAAUUCUGCUGAUGUGAGUAGGGCACUGCCCAACUCCAAAUCAAACUCAUUGUCUUUAUGAGGAACCUGGCCCUUCCAUGAAUGUUUCCAGCAAUAAAGUGACCUGUCCUAAUCUAUAUGUUUGGAUUGAGAACUCAAAAAUGUAGAGUAAAUUUUAUAAUUAUCACAUGGAUGUCAUCCUUGUGACUUUAAAGUACAAAGUAGAAGGAAUUAUAUUGUAUUCUGCAUUAUACAUGGAUUGCAUUACUGAACAUUCUUAUUAAUUUAGGUGGUUAGGCAAAUAAAAGUUUUCCAGUUAAAAAUACAAGUUAGGCCAAUAUAAGAAUGUUCUUUUCUGAGUUUUCCUUUCAGAUUUAUUGAGUUAUUUUUUGUUUGUUUGUUUUUGGUUUUUUUUUUUAGAUUUAUUGUUAUGUUGGCUUUAGCGUAAAACAGACAAGGUCACUGUGCUGAUUUAUUUUUUUCUAAAGAAGUUCAUUUUUAUAUUGAAGAAAAAAAUUAUUUUAUUCAAAUGUUAGAUUUGAGAGAGUGUUUAAAAGAAAGUGACAUGAGAGGCUCCCCCAGUACAAAGAUAUUUUGGAAUCCCAAGGUCCCCUUGUACCUCUUGAUGUUAAUGACUGCAUUUUUAGCUUAAAUUCCUUAGAAAAUAUCAAUGACAAAAAACCAAAAACUAAAUUUGUUGUGUAUUAAAAGCAUCACCUUCUCUUUUUGCCCAUAUUGCACUUUUCUUUCAAACUAUGCACUGUGAAGAGAUUCCCACUCCCCAACCCCUAACCCCCAGGUAGAAAAGGGUGUUUCCUGUUAUUGGUAUUUUAUUGGGCUGUGGAACUUUCUUCAUUUUCACUCUUAAAGUCAUAUCUAUAGACAUUAUAUCACUUAAGCCUCAAGUCUAAGCAGUUCCAGUCAGGCUGACCUGAGAUCUGUCUGGAAGGAAGCCAAUUCUCAAGGACAAUUAGCAACAGAAAAUGAGACAAGAUAUUACAGAGCAUUUGUCCUGAACUCCAAAUAUGGAGGAUUGGAGGCAGUCAGAAAUAAGCUUGUAGGACAAUACUUCAAUAAUUGUUCUGGCUUAAGCCACUGGACAGUGGGGGAAAGGAAGUAGAAGGGGAAUUGUCCUACAAAGAAUCCUUACUCACUCUUCAGCAGACACAGACAUUUUCAUAUAUUCCUUUUUACCCAUGAAGUCUUUAUUCUUCGAGUUUGGGUAUUAUAGUAUUACCGAGUACCAUUGUUAGCUUUCAUUAAUGGGACCAUAUGACCAAGUCCUUUAAAACUUAUUUUGAAUUGAGUUUCAAACUUUGAAAGUGCAAGGAUUCAAUUUUAAAGUUGGAAUCCCAUGAAAUGUGUUUUCUUCAUUAGGAGUAACACCAUAACUCUUCACAUAGAUGUUACACUAGUAGUAGAAAAUCCUAUUGACUUCCUCUCACCCAUCUCAAACACCUUCAGUGAAAUUGAUUUAAGGGUAGUGGGAUAUUCUGUUUAAUAAAAUAGGUUUAGAACAUUUUCUCUACCAUAGGCCCUCCCUCAAAAAAGUUUUUUUCUUGGAUUUUUUUUUUCAAUAUUCAGACUCUGAAAUUUGUAAUUACAAUCAAAUACUUAUAGCUGAAAGAUUUCUGGUGGCUUAAAAUUUACUAGCACUGAAUGAAUGGUGCACUUAUUACUGAAAGAAACCAUUGUGCUAGAUUAGUAGGAAGAGUCAGGUUGUAAAUCUAUCACUUUUGAGCGAGAAGUAUUCUUUCAUAAUAAGAUGCUGACCUGCAUCAACAUUAUAAAAGAAUACUUCUGGCUCAUUAAAAAAAAGUUGUAAAUUAAUGUUGGCCUUGUUUUCAAGUCCUGUCUUCCAUUUUGUUGUUCUACACUUCCUGACCACUCUUACAAAAAGCUUACAAGCCUCUGAAGAAACUGGAAUAGGCUGUUAUUUUCUCAAGGUUUACAAAUUAAGUGAUUGAUUUUUAAUGUAUUCUCUACAAUUUUGAUUUUUAGAUUUUCUUAAUAUUUGAAGAUGUGCCUUUUAUUGGGUAAUGUUAAUUCACGAAUGUAAUAAUGUUAUUUCACAAUUAUAAAAAUGUUACAUGAUCAUGGGUGUGGCAUUCUCUAACACAAAAGAUGUGAAAAGAAAGUAGUUUUCAUAAAACUCAUGGCUCUGAUUGCACAGUCCAUUUUGCUUGUGAUGUUUCAAUGUCAAAGCAAAGGGCACUUUCUUUUAAGGCUACUUUCAGAACUUGUCUUUGUAUUUUCUCUAUAAACUAUAAAUGCAAUUAUGUCCAUUUGGAGGCCAGGGUACCACAUGUCACAGGCAGCCUUACAUGUGUGCCAUGAGAAAGUUCAAAGACUGUUAACAAAAAGAAAGUCUAUGGGAACUCAAAAUUUCAUUUUUUAAUGGUAAUCCCCAAGAUUUUCUCCAAGAAAUAAAUUGUUAUUUUGUAUUUUGUAACUUAAAAGCAGCUAUUAGUACAUUUCUGAGAUAUAGCAGGAGACCAAAACAUUUUUGAAAAGAGAAUAAAUAUAUGAAGAGAGACUGGUUGUUUUAUUUUCAGUGUGCUGAAUAUAUUAGACUAUUUAUUUUGUGAGUGGAUGUGAUGAAAUAAAUAUUCAGGUGUUUAGUAUAUGAUUAAGAGUGGAAUAUAGAUUCUUUGAAGUUGUUAAAUCCAUCAUGUCUUUUACAUAAUGGACAAAUCAAGUUUGAAAAAACAAAACAACAACAACAACAACAAAAAAAACAACCUUUACAUAGCUUAGCUUGUUUUCUGGUGCUGUUGACCUGCAAGAGAAAAUACUUUUGCAUAUACA
Messenger RNA from Ictidomys tridecemlineatus (thirteen-lined ground squirrel), 5316 nucleotides. RefSeq names its product SPT2 chromatin protein domain containing 1 (gene Spty2d1). The record is from RefSeq and is a predicted model, not a curated record. Gene Ontology annotation, molecular function: histone binding; DNA binding. Gene Ontology annotation, biological process: transcription by RNA polymerase I; nucleosome assembly. Gene Ontology annotation, cellular component: nucleolus. NCBI's taxonomy places the organism in Eukaryota, Metazoa, Chordata, Mammalia, Rodentia, Sciuridae.